Messenger RNA from Kickxella alabastrina, 1354 nucleotides. RefSeq lists its product as uncharacterized. NCBI's taxonomy places the organism in Eukaryota, Fungi, Kickxellomycota, Kickxellomycetes, Kickxellales, Kickxellaceae. The transcript is spliced from 7 exons. Gene Ontology annotation, biological process: transmembrane transport. Bases 92 to 1318 code for a protein of 408 amino acids. Gene Ontology annotation, molecular function: antiporter activity; xenobiotic transmembrane transporter activity. The record is from RefSeq and is a predicted model, not a curated record. Gene Ontology annotation, cellular component: membrane.
UUUCUUGUUGCCGACCUUCGCUGUAUUUUUAUUCCUAGCUAUCUUUUGCUUCCAUUUCCCCCUCAUUUCUCACCCAACAUUUUUAUUUACAAUGUCAUCAAUUGGUAUAGACGAUUGGCAGCGCGAAAGCGCACCCCUUCGGCCAAGACAGACCUCGGCCAUCACCCUGUCAGAGGAGCAUCCAACCACAAUCCCAGCUAUCCUGCCAAACGAUGAACCCAACAUAUCCCGAAUCACACUAAUCAAGCAAGAGGUUGCAUGGAUUUUGCCAUCAACCGUUCCAAUGUCGCUCACAUUCCUGUGCCUGAGCUCAUUCAACUUUGCCAGUCUACUGACUGUCGGUCGACUGGGUGUCAACGAGCUGGCCGGCGUAUCGCUGGGAAUUAUGCUGGCGAAUUUUCUGGUUCUGAUGCCCGGCUUUGGAGUGGCCACAACGCUCGACUCCCAUGAGGACAAAACGCAAGUCGGAUUCCACACGCGGCGGGGGUUAAUCACCAUAACAAUACUGCUAAUCCCAAUAAUGGCUUUCUUUAUCGGGCACCUGAUCAUGGUCAUGGUCGUGCCAAUCCACAUGUACAACAGCUACGCACUGGUGUGGUCGCCGACCAUAGGCAUGGGCGUCAUCGGCGCGCCAAUUGCCUCGGCAAUCACGUACUGGCUAAUGUUUUUCAGUAUGGUCGUCUACAUAUCUUGCAGUAAAACGAGGCACGCUUGGGGCUCGUUCUCGCUGGACUGCAUCCAUGGAAUCACCGAGUUCUACCGCUACGCGAUUCCGAGCGCCCUCAUGAUGGCCAGCAGCUGGGCAGCAUACGAGAUUAUACCUUCAGCCAUCGGCAGCUUGGCCGCUACACGCAUCGGCCACUCAUUGGGCAAUGGAAAGCAUCGGCGCGCGCGCUACUCAUCCAUUAUCGCCAUUGUCCUGGGCUAUGGCUUUGGUAUUUGCUGCUCAACCGCGUUGUUUGUCUUCCGCCGCUCGAUCGGGUACAUUUACACCAACGACCAGGAUGUCACACUAAUGCCCUAUUUUGCUGCGGUCCAGACGUACGAUGGUCUGAAUGGCCUGGUUGACAGUUUGAUGCGCUCGCUGGGCAAGCAGGAUUUGAGUGUGUACUUGUCAAUACCCGCCUUCUAUAUCAUCGGCUUGCCAUUGGGGUACUUCCUCGGACUGGCGCUGGGCGUCACGCUUUACUCGCUCUCGCAACAGAUUUAUGUCCUAUUUGUUGUCGACUGGCGUCAAGAGGAGAACACCAAAACGCACCCAAUUUCGUCAGCGCUGCAAUCCAGUGCGUCACUGGACAGCUACGGCACAAUAUGCUAGCAUUAUUAACAGAGUACACACAAAAAUUCAUAUACA